CCCCUUUCACAGCACGAUGAUGAUGUUCGCUUCGCCACACAUCAUAGCCUACCUACAUGUUAUUUAGAUUUCUAAGAAGUUUAAUCUUUUUUAGUUUUCUAAUUAGUAUUUAAGGCAUUAUUAAGGUUAAAGCAGAGAUUUAAGUAUAAUUAUUUUAAUAAUUGAAACGUAAAGAAGCAGAUACCGAUAAAAAAUAGACUGUAAGUAAGUUAGUUUUAUCGUAAAACAGAAAAAUAUCGGGGCAAAAGUGCGUUUCGGUCGUGAAGCACCAUUUUUCGUAGAGAAAAUUUUCGCUUCGCGGAGUGAUUUUGGUGAGCGAAGAAAAAGAAGAAGCGAGUUGUACGGGAAUCCGCGCCGCGCGUGCUGACGGUAAAGCGAAGAAGAAGAAGAAGAAGCUCGGUACGAAAGUGCGUUACACGUUCGUUUGGCCAAAAUUAGUGCAUACGGAAUGCAUCCGUCGAAGAAGAUGAACGCGGCGGAACUUGAUGAUCACGAGAAGGGUAAACUGUUUGUCGGCGGUCUGUCCUGGGAGACGACUCAGGAGAACUUGCAGCGCUAUUUUGGCCGCUACGGUGAGGUCAUUGACUGUGUGGUCAUGAAGAACAACGAGACGGGCCGCUCUCGUGGGUUCGGCUUUGUGACAUUUGCCGAUCCGGAUAACGUCGAACGAGCACUGGACAACGGACCGCACACGCUGGAUGGCCGCACUAUCGAUCCGAAACCGUGCAAUCCGAGGUCGCUGCAUAAACCGAAGCGUACCGGUGGCUAUCCGAAGGUCUUUUUGGGUGGCCUUCCCCCAAACAUAACUGAAACGGAUCUGCGCAGUUUCUUCUGCCGGUAUGGUAACGUGAUGGAGGUGGUUAUAAUGUAUGAUCAGGAGAAAAAGAAAAGCCGCGGAUUUGGAUUCCUGUCGUUUGAAAAUGAAGCGGCUGUUGAACGUGCGACUGCCGAGCAUUUCGUGAAUAUCAGUGGCAAACAGGUGGAAAUUAAAAAGGCAGAACCGCGCGAUGGUAGCGGUAACAAUAACAGCAUGAAUGCCGAUUCCUACCAGUGGGGAUCACCGCAAGCUCCGCCGAUGGGCAAUGGUCAGAUGGGAGGCCCUCCAAUUAACAUGCAGUCGAAUAUGAUGCAGGGCUAUCAAGGUUGGGGUGCAUCCCAGCCGCAACAGGGCUACGGAGGAUAUGGUGCCUCUGCCGGAGCAGCUAAUGCGUAUCAAGGUUGGGGAGCACCUCCACCACAGCAGUGGGGCAAUUACAAUGCUACGCCCCAGCAGACGCAAGGUUACGGUGGGUAUGAUAUGUACAACAGCUCCGGUGCCGGAAGUGCCGGUGGUUACGGAUCGGGCAACUGGAAUUCGUGGAAUAUGCCCCCGAACACGGGAUCGACCGGAUCGGCCGAUAUGUACUCACGACCACAAUCCGGCCCAACGGCUGGCCCAGCUGGAUCGGCCGGCCCAACGGCGGGAGGACCUUCGAAACCCGGUUCCGAGUACGGCGGUGGAUCGGCGUACGGUUCCGGUGCUGCCGGAGGUUACGGCGGAUAUUAUCAGAACGAACAGAACACAGCAGCCGCCUACAACAACAGGCCCAGGUCGGCGUACGGUGGCGGUAAUGAUGCUUCAUCGCAACCACCUUAUCCAGCAUUUUGAGAGAUGACGACGACGACGAGCAGGAUGCAACCGCCGCAAACCCAACCGAUGCACUUUGCCGCCCAGCACCAGCAGCUACCGGCAGCAGCGUCAACAGCAAUGGCAUCGGCGGCGGCGGCUGCAGCCUCCUUCGAUCGAAGCUUGAUUGGAACGAAAUCAUAAAAUGAAGAGGAUUAUUUCUUAUUUUUUUAAACUUGAAGAAAACACUAAUUAUACAUAUAUUAUAUUGAAGGAAGAAGAAGCACUAAGAAAGGGGAAGAACAAUUAUACAUAUAUUAUUAAACAGAGGAAUAAAACAAUACGCAAAAAGAAGUUUAAUAAAAUGCAAAAACACACAAUUGGAAAGAAGGCAAAACAUACAAGCGUAAGCAUAAAUACACAUCUAAUAUAACUUUAUUGACUAGGCUUAGGAGCGAAGCGGAAGAAAAUGAAAACGGAAAAAAGAAGAAGAAAUUG
Topomyia yanbarensis is the source of this 2104-nucleotide messenger RNA. Its product is annotated as heterogeneous nuclear ribonucleoprotein 27C-like. NCBI's taxonomy places the organism in Eukaryota, Metazoa, Arthropoda, Insecta, Diptera, Culicidae. Gene Ontology annotation, molecular function: RNA binding. The coding region runs from base 449 to 1648 and encodes 399 amino acids. The transcript has a single exon. The record is from RefSeq and is a predicted model, not a curated record.